UCUCUUCUUUUUUUCUUUCUUUGUAAAAUGACUGCUACCAUCAAAUUCGCUUCUUAUUUUUGGGACCGUAAAAGAAUGAGCCAAGAUAGCACAUCGUUACAAGCAUUGUUAACAGAAUCAUCCGAAGACGAUCAGAAAUUACAGGACGAUUUAGAUAUCAUGCUAUCUUCUUUAAACAUCCAUGAAAUGACUAAAGAAACAGACGCUUUUACAUUACAAGAAGCAUUGCACGGACUGAUUGAGAAAAUACAACAAGCGACAAGACAAACAUUUGAUAAUCAAAUUGUAGAUCCCAGUUCUCGAUUACAGCGACAAUUAGACGUUGCUUCUUUAGGAGGACUUGUAGACAGAAUGAAUAAGAGAAGGCUUGUGGAUCAGGAGUGGGUGUCCAAUUCAGAACAAUUAAAAAGGGAUAUCAAUGAACUUGUAGCAAAAUCAUCAUGCUUCUUUACCGUGCAUGAUGAUUAUGAAGAGCAAAGAUUCGAAUUAUCACCCAUCAAAGAACGUGAUUUAUAUUUAUUUCAAAUAUUCUCUAAAAUAGAUCGUCAAACCAGUAGAAGAAUGACCAAUCAAGAUGCUAAACCUAAGCGUAACUUUGAAGAAGAUGAAUUAUUUUCCAUCAUUCAUAAAAUGCAGCAAUCCAAUCGCUUUACAGAUCAAAGAGCGGCUCCCCGACGAAAAUUAUAG
Messenger RNA from Mucor mucedo, 687 nucleotides. RefSeq lists its product as uncharacterized. The coding region runs from base 28 to 687 and encodes 219 amino acids. The record is from RefSeq and is a predicted model, not a curated record. Gene Ontology annotation, molecular function: GTPase regulator activity. The transcript has 2 exons. NCBI's taxonomy places the organism in Eukaryota, Fungi, Mucoromycota, Mucoromycetes, Mucorales, Mucoraceae.